Knipowitschia caucasica is the source of this 2028-nucleotide messenger RNA. NCBI's taxonomy places the organism in Eukaryota, Metazoa, Chordata, Actinopteri, Gobiiformes, Gobiidae. The record is from the annotation of a GenBank genome assembly.
AUGGGGGCCCUGACCAGCAGGCAGAACAUGGGCGUAGAGGAGCUGGACAUCCCAUGCAGCUCAGUGUACAGAUACCCCCCCAAGUCUGGGAACUACUUUGCGAACCACUUCAUCAUGGGGGGAGAGAAGUUCGACUCGACUCACCCAGAGGGCUAUCUGUUUGGAGAGAACACAGACCUGAAUUUCCUGGGCUGCAGACCUGUCGCGUUCCCAUACGCUGCUCCUCCGCCUCAGGAACCAGUGAAGACACUCAGGAGUUUAAUCAACAUCAGGAAAGACACUCUGAGACUCGUACGAUGCAGUGAGGACCUGAAGUUGCCCGGUGACGAGGCGUCCAAUCAGAGCAGAGCUUGUUACAAUGUGGAGUUCACCUUCGACUCGGACACUCAGGUCGCCAUCACCAUCUACUACCAGGCCUCAGAGGAGGUGCACAACGGAGUCCCACUCUAUCUGCCUCAGGAGGGCGCUCUUCAGUCCGAAACAGUUCAUUUCAAAAGAGGAGUUUCUCAGCAGUUCUGUUUACCCUCACACUCUGUUAACCUGAGCGAGUGGGCCGACGAAGAGCUGGUGUUUGAUGUGGAGAAGGAGGUGUUCCCGAUGGUGGUGCAGGCCGUGGUGGACGAGGGAGAAGAACACAUGGGACACACCCACAUCCUGCUCGCCACCUUCGAGAAGCACAUGGACAACAGCUUUUGUGUGAAACCACUCAAACAGAAACAAGUGGUAGAUGGAGUGAGUUAUCUGCUCCAAGAGAUCUAUGGCAUCGAGAACAAGUACAACAGCCAGGAAUCAAAGGUGUCGGAGGAUGAGAUCAGCGACAACAGUGCAGAGUGUGUGGUUUGUCUGUCAGACGUCAGAGACACUCUCAUCCUGCCCUGUCGCCACCUGUGUCUGUGUAACGCAUGUGCAGACACUCUGAGAUACCAGGCCAACUGCUGCCCCAUCUGCAGGCUGCCGUUCCGAGCGCUGCUGCAGAUCAGAGCAAUGAGGAAGAAGAUCAGUGUGACGCCGACAAGCUUCAAUGCCGUCAUCACCUCCACCUCAGACUCAGAGGACACAUCUGCCUCAGAGCACAUCCCUGCAGGUUAUGAGGUGGUCUCUCUGUUAGAGGCUCUGAACGGGCCCCUGAGCUCCUCUCUGGGGGCCCCUGUGCAGUGUGGGACCAGCCAGGCCCCUCUCCCAGCCUACAGUGAACCGGAGCUGGGCACGGCCCGCACACACUCCCCCCCGGACCAUGGAGGCUCCAGCCACAAGCUGAAGAAGAGCUCCUCCAAGUCUCUUUCACAGAACUCCUCAGUGCUGCGCGAGGAGGACGAGAAGAGCUCUGAGUCCGACAACGGAACACACAAGAUGGCCGCCAGUCAGAAAGAGAGCGGUGUGACUCCAGACAGUGAGAAUGUUACACUUUCGUCGUCUGGAGCCAUCGACCAAUCGAGCUGCACCGGUUCCUCCACCAUCACCUCUCCAGAAGAGCCAGUGAGCUGCAGUCUCGCUCAGUCCGUCAUGUCGAUGGCGUCCUCUCACUCUCAGCACUCUCACAUCAGCACAGAUACUCUUUCGUCCAUGUCGGGCUCGUACCUGGCAGGUCCUGACCACGAGGGGGCGCUGGAGGAGGCGGCAGAGGACGCCCCCAUGGACAGUGAGAGGGGGCCAUCCCAGCAGGAGGAGGAUUUUCCCUUUGAACCGGAUCAGAACGACUCUUUAGCGCUGGUCGAGGAGCAGGAUUCAGAGGGAAACGACGUGACGGAAGAAGACUGCUCCUCGAACUCAAACGGAAAAGGUGGGCGGAGCCGCCGCGCAGAGCUGACCAAUAACAAUCAGGGCUGUGACACGCCCUCUUUGGGAUUGGACAAUGAGCCGGCUCAGGCUGACACGCGAUUCGCCGACCUGUUGUAUCUUGGAGGCUACAGACCAGAACCAAUGCACAGCUCCAACCUGAACCUGGACGAUCCGGGACCGGACCAGAACCAGGACUACAGAGAGACCCAAAGCCCCAGAGCCAGGCCGCGGGGACCCCUUUUCUUUUAG